Molecule: messenger RNA, 1197 nt
Organism: Colletotrichum phormii
Lineage: Eukaryota; Fungi; Ascomycota; Sordariomycetes; Glomerellales; Glomerellaceae
Product: ribosomal protein S2
Exons: 3
Coding region: 1-1197 (398 amino acids)
Biological process (GO): translation
Cellular component (GO): ribosome; mitochondrial small ribosomal subunit
Molecular function (GO): structural constituent of ribosome
Source: RefSeq, a predicted model, not a curated record
AUGAUUGUCAGAAGCAUAGUCAGCCGGCAUGGCAGCAGAGCCCUGCUGGCGCCAGCACUCGCCCGAUCAUGCCACCGCGCCGGCAUCACAACCGACGCCCUCGUCGGCGCCAUGACGCCCGAGACCUUUGCAGGCUUGACCACCUCCGCCGCCCUCGGCCAGAUCCCAGGCCGAGCCGCCCCUUCGCUCCAGCACGAUCCGGAUGCCGUCGCCGCGCGCACCGAGGCGAUUGAAGCGCGCUCCAAGACGGUGCCCAACGCCUACAACCGCUUCCGCCGCCAGCAGAACCUCCACGCCCGCGUCGGCGCCUCUGUGGGGCGGCCGUACGUCCCCUCUGCGCUGAUUGAGAACACGCCGAGUCCCAAGGAUAUCAGCCUCGAGCUCUUGAUGGCGAGUCAGACGCACAUGGGACAUCAUACUUCGCGCUGGAACCCGGCGAAUGCGAGGUAUAUCUAUGGUGUGCGUCAGGGGAUUCACAUCAUUUCGCUCGAGACGACGGCGGCGUACCUCCGUCGCGCGGCGCGCGUCGUCGAGGAGGUGGCGUACCGCGGCGGGUUGAUCUUGUUUGCGGGCACGAGGAAGGGACAGAUGGAUAUCGUGACCAACGCGGCGAAGCUUGCGGGCGGGUGUCAUUUGUUUACCAAGUGGACGCCGGGCAACAUUACGAACCGCGAUGUGAUUAACCAGGGGAAGGAGGUGCGGAUCGUGGACGAGAAGGAUUUGACGCUGCAAGGGUUUGAGAGGUUGCAGAGGACGGGGAGGCCGUUGGUGCCCGAUUUGAUUGUGUGUUUGAAUCCGAGGGAGAAUUAUACCAUGCUGUACGAGUGUGGGUUGGCGAAUGUGCCGACGAUUGGGAUUAUUGAUACGGAUGCGAAUCCGGAUUGGGUUACGUAUGCUGUUCCUGCCAAUGAUGACAGCUACCGCUCCGUCGCCGUCAUCGCAGGCGUUCUCGGACGCGCGGGCGAAGCGGGCCAGAAUCGCCGUCUCGCGGCCGCGGAGAAUGGCGAGUCGGAGUGGACCACACCUUUGGAGACGCAGCGCUUCAUGAAGGCUCAGGAGAAGGCGUGGAAGACGGAGUUGAAGAAGUGGGAGAUGACGAGCACGUUUUCGGCGCACAAUAAGGGUGAGGGUGAGGAGGCGAGGUUGCUUGAGAUGUUGCAGGUUGAUCGGACCAAGGCUGUUGACGGUGAGCUUUGA